This is a messenger RNA of Colletotrichum karsti, 1176 nucleotides long. RefSeq lists its product as uncharacterized. The coding region runs from base 1 to 1176 and encodes 391 amino acids. The record is from RefSeq and is a predicted model, not a curated record. The transcript has 3 exons. NCBI's taxonomy places the organism in Eukaryota, Fungi, Ascomycota, Sordariomycetes, Glomerellales, Glomerellaceae.
AUGGUCCUCCAUCGCCAACAAGCUCAGUUCGACAGGGCAAGAUGGCGCAUGGCGCUAUUGCUGCCAUUCUGGAUCCUUCAGCUGCUCGUCCUUCUCACCGUCAUCGGCCUCUUCUCAUGGCGUCUGUCAGACACUCUCCAGAACUGGGAUUCCGAGGUCGAAACGAAAGGGAUGUUUCCCACGGUUGAAGUUGUAUGGGAGGCUGUCAACAUCGCAUUCUCCUUGCUCUGCCUCGUCGCCACCAUCUACGAAGUCUCAAAGCUCGCCGCUGAGACGUUGACACCAUGGACCAUGCUCUUCACCCACGUCCUCAAGUUAGUCGCCUCCCUGGCAGUUCUAGCCCUCGACGUCGUCGUCUUCGUCCAGAGAAAAGACAGCCAUUACUCCGUGGUCGGUCUCGGUUUGGACUGCUUUAUGAUUCUCCUCAUCUCCGUCCCCGGCUUCUACUCGAUCCAAACAUACCGCCGCCUCGCAAAGUACGACGACUACCACUACCCCGUCAACCACAAACCCUACGGCUUCAACGACCUCGAGCAGAACACAACCUACAACAGCCGCCUCUCCAUCGGCGCCCUCUCCAUCGGCGACCGCUCCCUCCGCCGCAUCUCCACCUCCUCCGUCAAGAGCGGCAGCAACACCCCCAACGCCCCCCACCAAACCCAACAACAGCAACAACCCCAGCAGCCCGAGCCGAAGCCCCUCCAGCGCACCCCCUCGCAGUACAACAACGAACGAGACACCCAGUUCGACAGGUACAUGGUCGAGCGCGCCAUGACGACCGAGUUCGGCUGGGCCGGCAGCCCGCCCGCCGACAACCCCCUCGCGCGCAGCGACAGCUACGUCGGCAGCGGGUCCGUCACCAACGGCAAGGUCGUGACGCGGGAGAGCAUGGGCCGCGUCCCCAGCUGGGGCAGCUCGCACGUGCUCGUCGCCGUGCCGGAGAUGGACGAGGACGACGCGCCCGGCCGCGGGGACAGGCAGGCCCUUUUGGCGGGACACAGGAGGCAGGGCAGUGACGACAGCGUCGGGCCGAGCACGACGACGACGACGCCUUACCACGCGUACCAGCCGCCCUCGUCGAGGGUGUCGCCGCCGGUUAUCCAGGUCGAGGAGUCGGAUAUCACGUCGGGCACUUUUGUCGCGGAGGUUGAGCGCAAGAGGAAGAGGAGUCAAUGA